This is a messenger RNA of Ectocarpus siliculosus, 2247 nucleotides long. NCBI's taxonomy places the organism in Eukaryota, Phaeophyceae, Ectocarpales, Ectocarpaceae. The record is from the annotation of a GenBank genome assembly.
AUGAUGCGGUACGCCUUGAUGAAGCGAGACGAGUUCGUGAGCCACGUCAUCGACGAGGCCUGCAGCGGCCUGGGUACCAACGAAUCCCUGCUGAUAGAUGUGCUAGCGCCCCUGAACAACGAUGAGAUCGCCGCCGCGAAAGCUCACUGGGAGGCCAAGAACGACGAGUCCCUGGUAGACAAGCUCAACUCCGAGAUAAGGGGGGGGUUGAGGGAGCUAAUCGUUGGCCUUCUUACCGGAAAACGAGGGGAAAGCGAGGAGGCGGACGAGGCGCUGGCUGAGGAACAAGCUACCAAGCUCUACGACGCGGGCGUGGGCAAAUUCGUGGGAACUGACGACGAGGUGUUUAUCGACAUCAUCGGAACGUCCCCGUCGGUGCAGAUACAAGCCAUCAAAACCAAAUACGAGGAAGCGCAGGGGAUGUCCCUCCACAAGGCCAUCUCCAAAGAGUUUCGCGGUGACCUCAAGGCAGUCCUUCAGGUGAUGGAAGGCUGUGUUGUUAUCUUGACCAUGUCGGACGAGUUUGCUACAGGCUUCAAUCAGACAUUGACAGGUUACCUACAUGUUGUUUCGGUUUCAACACAGGCGGCCAUUUGCCGCGUUUUGGGAGGCAACGACAAGGGACGGCUGUCUAUCAUCUCUGAAAGGUUCACCGAGAAGUACGACACGACCCUUCACGACAUGGCUUCGUCCGAGCUCCGGGGGCAUUUUCAGAUCGCCGUCUCGCUCUGGGUGGACGCCACCGCCGACCCUACCUUUGGGGCAGAACAGCAACUCGUCGAUCUGCCUGAGGGGGAGGAUCAAGAUGAGAAGCGGUUGAAGCUGUUGGAAGAGGAGAACGACGGAUUGAAGACCUACAUCGCAAAGGUUGACGCGGAGCAGAUAUGGCGUGCGUGCAAAGGGAUGGGUACGAACGAGGGCCGCGUGAUCGGCAUCAUCUGCACCAGGACCAAGAGUCAGGUGGAGAGGAUCGACGAGAUGUACCGCACGAUGUACGGGAUGACCCUGAGGGAGCAACUGGAGAAGGAUCUAAGCGGCGACCUCAAGACAUUCAUGGUCUACACGCAGAUGGAAACGCAGGAAUUCGAUGCUCUCCUCAUGAAGAAGGCAAUGGCCGGUAUCGGCACAGACGAAGACAUCAUGAUCAUGCUGCUCACCACGAGGGACAACGCGGCCAUCGCCGCGGCGCAGACUUACUACGAAGGCCGUUACGACGAGAGCCUCGUCGACAAGAUCAGCUCCGAGAUGUCAGGGGCUUUCCGGGACCUUCUCCUGGUGCUGCUGAGGGGAGAGAGGGACGAGUCCGCAGAGGAGGGAGACCCGGAAGCGGCGGAGGCACAGGCGGAAACACUGCAUGACACCGACGACAAAAACACCACUUUUGUGGAGGUCCUGGCCAAGUCUUCCAGAGCACAGGUGGCCUGUAUCAGGAAGGCCUACGAGGACAAGUACGGCCGUUCUCUGGCCAAGACGAUCGAGAAAAAGUUCUUUGGGAAGAUGGAGGAUGCCCUGCUGUCGCUCCUAUUCGACCCCAUCGAGAAUUUCGCCAGAGGGCUGAAGGCCGCCUUCCACGGCCUGGGCACGGACAAGGAUGCCGUGUGCCGCAUCCUGGGCGGCAACGACAAGCAAACGUGCCGUUUGAUUGCUGAACGGUUCGAGCAGAAGUACGACCAGUCGCUUGUUGACGCCCUCAAGGACGAGCUCCGAGGAAAAUUCGAGAAAGGUACCGUCGCAUGGGUUUCUGCCAUCGACCCCGCGGCCGGCAAAGAAGGUUUCCGGAUCGCGAGGGAGCCGAGUGAGCAGGAAGACCAGGAGGAGGAAGAGGUGGAGGAGGGAGAGAUAGAGACGCCACGCAAGGGAGGGCAACCCGAGGAAGAGCAGGAAGAGGAAGAAGGCGAAGAACAGCCGGAGGAAGAACCUGAGGAAGGAGAGGAAGAGCCGGACGAAGGAGAGGAGGAGGAAGACGAGGAAGAAGAAGAAGAAGAGGAACCAGACGAGGAGGAGGAGGAAGAAGCAAGGAAGGAGCGCCAGGCGGCCAAAAGGGCUGCCAAGAGGGAAAAGGCCAAGCGGAUGCGGGCUAGAAUGGCCAGGGCCAAGCGCCAGGCCGAGGCGGAGGAAAAGAGGAAGGAAAAAGCCAAGCAGAGGAGGAUGUUCGCUCAGAGGGUGAAAAAGAUGGCCAAAGCUUCGCGCGAGCAGGUGGUGUUUGCUGAGGAAAGGUGGGAGAGAGAAGCAGAAACGGCUCUCUAA